This is a messenger RNA of Medicago truncatula (barrel medic), 1162 nucleotides long. RefSeq lists its product as uncharacterized. The transcript is spliced from 3 exons. Lineage: Eukaryota; Viridiplantae; Streptophyta; Magnoliopsida; Fabales; Fabaceae. Bases 107 to 976 code for a protein of 289 amino acids. The record is from RefSeq and is a predicted model, not a curated record.
AUAUAUACACUUUCUCCCUCUUCACUUCUUUUCAUUAUUCUCUAUUCAAUCUUUUUUCUCUCUGCAAAAUUCAUACAAAGCUUUCUACUUUCUUCAAUCACUUUCAAUGGAAACCCCAUCAUCCACAACAACUCUCACCAACACCAUUCCACUUUCAAGAAAAUUUGAAGAUUCUGUGUCAAAAUCAAAGGGUCAACAAAAUCAAGAUAGAUGUGCAUUGAUGGACAUGACAAAUGAUUCACCAAUUGUUGGUCUUGCUGGUGGAAAUCUCGAGACACCAUCUGCGAAACAAAGAGGAAGUCGUGUGAAGAACACACCAGGAUCUGGUGAAGCCUUGCUGAGGGGUCAAGUGAAGACCCUUAUGCAGAUGGUUGAAGAAGAGGCUUCUCCUCAAAUUCAGAGUCUUUCUGGUAGCGUCAAUAAUGCUUCUGUUGCUCAACAACAUUCAAUUUCUCAGGUGGUGAAAAUGGAGCAAGAUAGCUGUGAAUAUGGAAAGUGUGAGAUAACAAAGUCCCUUGACUUCUCAGAAAAAUCUCAAGUAUCAGAAGAAUGCACCUCUGAGGUGACAGAAGGAAGUGUGGUUGGUAGCUGCAGCAUAGAUGAAGAUGCUUCUAUCUGGUCAAUGCAAGUCAACUCAUGCAACAAUGAUGAAGAUGAUUUGGAGGAAGAAAUAGCUGAGGAAGAUGAAGAAGAAGAAGAGUACUAUGAUGCUGACAAAGAAGAAGAUUAUGAAGGGCUUGAUGAACUGUGUGAAGGGCUGAACAACAUUAGAGUGAAUGAAAAAGUGGUUCCAAAAUUUGCUGGAAAACACACAAGGUUUGUUUAUAACAGUGAUGAUGAACUUGUGAGUGAAGAGGAGGAUGAAAGUGGCAAUGCUGAUUCACAUAAUGUGUUGCAUUUGAAGGGAUUACCAACACCAAAAGGGAAACAUCUUCGUUUUUCUGAGGAGGAAGAAGAGGGAAAAUCUACUAAGUGAUUGUCAUAAGAAAAAGUUCUACUAAGUGAUUCAUGGAUGAUGAAUGAUUUUUUUACUCUUUUUUUUGCAUUGUUUUCUUUUUUUUGUUGAAGAGUAAUGAGAGACCACAAUUCCUGUGGUCUUCAAAUGUUCCAAUUCCAAAUACUUAAUAAAAAUGUUCCAAUUAAAGUUUUAGAUUUGUUUCAA